This is a messenger RNA of Diabrotica virgifera virgifera (western corn rootworm), 639 nucleotides long. Its product is annotated as protein PFC0760c-like. The record is from RefSeq and is a predicted model, not a curated record. NCBI's taxonomy places the organism in Eukaryota, Metazoa, Arthropoda, Insecta, Coleoptera, Chrysomelidae. The transcript is spliced from 3 exons. Bases 1 to 639 code for a protein of 212 amino acids.
AUGAAACUACCGCAACUUAGUGUAAAUAGAUUUUUUGAAAAUGGGUGUAAUAAAAAUGAAAAUACUAUUAUAAGAUCAGUGCCAGAUGAUUUUGAUAACAUUGAGUUAGAUGAAGAUGGCCCCUCUUAUAAACAAUCUGACAAUAAAAAUAUUUCUGUAGUUUUAAAAAGUUUCUCUAGUCAACUAGACGAAAAUUCUGUUAACGUAAAUCCCUACAUCAAAGAAUUAAAGAUACUAUUAUCUAAUCUAACAACCAUGCAGUGUAAUAUAGUACUCACGUGGAUUAAAGCUCAUAUUGGACUCGAAAAUAAUGAAAAAGUAGAUCAGUUGGAAAAAAAAAGCAUUUUAAGUGGCGAGGAAACAUUGAAUGAUAUUGUACUUCAAGAAUGUAUAAGUAAAACCAGAUUACAUGAUAACUGGAAACUUCAAUGGAAUCAAUACUGUUGGGAUGCUGAAAACCUGUGGGCGAAUGAAGGUGAACCUGAGACCAUCGAAGAUGAUUUUGAAGACGAUGAUUAUGUUCCUGAACAUCAGUCUGACACUGAUAACGAACAAAGUGACGACGAUAAUGAAGAAGAACAAACAGAACCCAAUAACUCGCAAAGAAAUAUCGCCAGUAUACUGGGAAAAAUUGUUUAG